This is a messenger RNA of Dichomitus squalens LYAD-421 SS1, 774 nucleotides long. Its product is annotated as HET-domain-containing protein. The transcript has 2 exons. Bases 1 to 774 code for a protein of 257 amino acids. Lineage: Eukaryota; Fungi; Basidiomycota; Agaricomycetes; Polyporales; Polyporaceae. The record is from RefSeq and is a predicted model, not a curated record.
AUGCGCGUCCUAGAUACAUGGACAGGACUGUUCGUGGAGGUAGAUCCGGAGAGGAAACAGUUCGCCAUUCUGUCACACACCUGGAGGAAGAAGGAGCAGACCUUCGUGCCGGAUGAUCAUCUCAUCUGGCGUGACGCGAACCUCUCUCGGAAGAUCCGAGACGCCUGCAGAGUCGCACGCGAGGCUGGGUACAGGUACCUCUGGAUCGAUUCUUGCUGCAUCGACAAGACGAGCAGCUCCGAGUUGUCCGAAUCGAUCAACUCGAUGUGGCAGUGGUACGGCCGUGCAAAGGUGUGCUUCGCCCACCUUGCUGACGUCCCCUCUGGCGACGACCCUCGUGCGGCUGAAUCCACGUUCCGUAAGAGCCGAUGGUUCACGCGCGGGUGGACGCUCCAGGAGCUCAUCGCCCCUUCAACUGUGGUGUUCCUCUCCCAGGACUGGAAUGCCAUUGGAACGAAGCUCACGCUGAUUAGUCCCCUCGAGGAGAUCACAAGUAUCCCCGCAGAGGCGCUGCUUCACACAAAGUCGCUCGACGACUUCAGCGUGGCUCAACGACUGUCAUGGGCAGCGCGGCGGGAGACUACAAGGAAGGAAGACCGAGCAUAUUCUCUGUUGGGAAUCUUCAGCAUCAACAUGCCUACGCUCUAUGUUACGACUGACUGUCGAGCGAGUAAGUGGAGACGAGCGAGGCAGGCAGGAGCGCCGACGAGCUCUGAUCGCAGUGAGACUGGAGCGGAGCUCAACAGGCAGGACUGGAGACAAGUUGUGUAUUGA